This is a messenger RNA of Malassezia restricta, 672 nucleotides long. RefSeq lists its product as uncharacterized. NCBI's taxonomy places the organism in Eukaryota, Fungi, Basidiomycota, Malasseziomycetes, Malasseziales, Malasseziaceae. Bases 1 to 672 code for a protein of 223 amino acids. The record is from RefSeq and is a predicted model, not a curated record. The transcript has a single exon.
AUGAAUGUCCUGAGCCGCGAGAAUGACGCGAUGUCUAGGGCCAUGUCGCCUGAGAAGCGCUUUUCUCCGGAAAAAGGCUCUCCCAGCAAGCACAUGUCGCCUUUUAAGAAAGGCGGCAAAGCGACAUCUUCGCGCACAGGCCGCAGUGCGUUGACGGACAAGACCAACCAGUCGCCAGCCAAGGCGUUCCAAACUCCGUUUCGGGGGCAAGCAACGAGUUUCGUGACGCCUGCUGAUAACAUUGGCCGCGCAGGCCAAAUCAAGGCGCGUUUAGGUGAGAUGUACGACGCGCAGCGAGACACGGUCCCAGACACAUCAGAGCCGACAGAUAUGGAGCCUGUGGAAGAAGAAUGGCCCGAGAUAGAAUACAUGCCAUCUCGGACGCCCACGAUACCCUAUGAUAUGCCGCCGAUCCUCGACGGAUGGCCGCGUGCUAAAGAGGUAGCGGCCUUGUUGGCCGGUGCGCCGCUCCUUCGACAAGAGCCCGGCUCAGCGAUCGAGACGCGCGUCAAGGCAUCUGACCUCGCAUUAGAGGCGCCGCAUACCGGUGGGCGACGAGCGGCAGGUGCGCCGCGGCCCACGCCUCCUGUGCGGUCGGACGCCCUGUCCCGCCAGGUGGAAAAGGCCUUGCACCAGCCCUUCCCCAGUAAGGGCUUUGUAGUUACCGAAUGA